UUUCUCGAAGAGGAACGUUCAAGACACGAAUCUCGUCGUUGGGCACAAACGAAAUUUUUAUCAAUUUAUAAAUUGAAACCCGUCUGCAGCCAGCCAGCCGCAAAUGCGCAGUGUACAAAGUUCGUUUCGUGUGCAUUAGCCCGCUGUGUCUGUGUAUUGUCUGUGGCUCUCCAACAUGAAUACGAAAAUGCAUGACCAAAAAUUUCGGUGGACCGACGCGGGUAUACCCUUACCGUUUCGGAGAUUAAACUAGUUAAAUACAUUGAUAAUAGCGAUGUGUUCCGUUUAAAUUUGAUGUUGAAGCUGCCUCGUUGAGAACAAAAGACUAUAGAUACAUAGAUGUGCGUUAUUGCUAUUACCUGGAUGAAGCUGCCUUUCAUUGUGCUUUACAAAACUAUGUUGCUCCUCUUUCUGUCCAACCGCUUCUUGUGCAAGUCGUUCACACCGAUCUGAUCUGAUCCCCCUCUCACUCCACGGCCAUAGCUGCGCACUUCCUUCGCACUGCAUUUUACGCAACGGCAGCGAAAAAAUCGAUAAGUCUACCGUUCGCUGCCGGCCGGACAGCCGCAACGUUAGCUGUGGGCCUUUCCUUUGGUGCACAAAAUAGCCGCAGCGCUGGCGCUGUCCCGUACGAGAAUGUCUACGCGGACAAUUUCUUCAGUGGGUGCGGGGGCACCAUAUCCACCGGCAGCAAGGGUCUGCUGCGACCGAUGGCCGAGUACCGGGAGAUCCAACGGCCGCUAUCUCGCAAUUUCUCGAGGUUGAGCAUCGGCGGGCCGCAGGUGGCACAUAGCGCCAUGGCACCGUUGACGAAUCGCCGGUAUAUAUCUUCCCAAGAUAUUACCAAAAACAUGAGUCUCUAUACCAGCAACAAAACGAAUAUUGAAGUGGAUCCCAAGACGCUUGCGUUUAAGAACCCGACUGGCAAUCCCCUGGUUCUGAUGAUGGCCUGGCUGAUGGCCAAGCAGAAACAUCUGAAGAAAUAUGCCCAGAUCUACACAGAAAUGGGAUUCGAUGUGAUGGUGGUGCACAUUACGCCCUGGCAGCUGUUGUGGCCCGUUAAGGGAACUCAGGUGGUGGCCGCCGAGACUCUCAAGUUUCUCGAGAACAACGCAUCGUAUGAACCGAUCGUCAUGCAUGGCUUCUCCGUUGGAGCAUACCAGUUGGGCGAGAUUAUGCUGCAGAUGUCGCGCGAUAUGGAUCGCUAUGGCAGUAUCCUGGAGCGCUUCGGUUGCCAGAUUUGGGACAGUGCUGCCGACAUUACAGAGAUUCCAGUAGGCGUGCCCAAGUCCAUCUUCCCUAAGAACGAACGCAUGCAGAGCGCCCAGAGGAACUACACCCUUUACCAUAUGAAGACAUUCCACAACCAGGCCACGAUUCAUUAUAUGCGCUCCAGCCAAAUGUUCCACUCCACCCUGCUCAAGGCCCCGGCGCUGUUCUUCGUCUCUGACAACGAUCCGAUUGGUCCACCUUCAUCGAAUCAAGCUGUCCGCGAGAACUGGGAGAGGGCCAACGUAAAGGUCACAUUCAAGUGCUGGGAACGUUCAUAGCACGCGGCCCACUACAUGAAGCAUCGGGAUGAGUAUCUGCAGACCUUGUUCCAUCAUCUGGAGAACUGUGGCGUACUCGAGGCCAUUGGCGUCCCCAAGCGCGCCAAGUUGUAGCCCCUUAAGGCUGAUGAAUCGGUGAUAUACAUUUAAAAAGAUAUUCAACAAUCAAUGCGAUUAUGAUUUUACUUUAGUUUCUAAGAUCUAACGUUUAACAAAAACAAUUGUCCUACAUCCGAUUAUC
This is a messenger RNA of Drosophila miranda, 1791 nucleotides long. RefSeq lists its product as uncharacterized. The transcript is spliced from 5 exons. Bases 711 to 1550 code for a protein of 279 amino acids. Gene Ontology annotation, molecular function: serine hydrolase activity. NCBI's taxonomy places the organism in Eukaryota, Metazoa, Arthropoda, Insecta, Diptera, Drosophilidae. The record is from RefSeq and is a predicted model, not a curated record.